GUCGCUGGGGGGCGCCGGUAGCUGCCAUGGCGGCGCGGGUGCUGCGGCGGCUGCCCAGACUGAAGCCACUCAACAGAUUGCAAGUAAUAUUGCAACAUUUGAAAAUGUCUAAACAUACAGAUUCUACAGCUGAAGUAUUGUUCGAAAGGAGAGGAGCUGCAGGAAUAAUAACUUUGAAUAGACCCAAGAUUCUCAAUGCGCUAACUAUUUCUAUGAUCCGACAAAUUUAUCCACAAAUAAAGACUUGGGAGCAAGAUCCUGAAACUUUUCUAAUAAUUAUAAAGGGAACUGGAGGAAAAGCUUUUUGUGCUGGGGGUGACAUCAGAGCCAUCGCAGAUGCAGGAAAAGUUGGAGAUAGGAUGACAAAAGAUUUCUUUAGAGAAGAAUAUACCCUGAACAAUGCCAUUGGCACUUGCAAGAAGCCAUAUGUGGCACUUAUUGAUGGCAUUACAAUGGGAGGGGGAGUUGGCCUCUCGGUUCAUGGACAUUUCCGAGUUGCUACGGAAAAGACACUUUUUGCAAUGCCAGAAACAGCAAUAGGCCUCUUUCCUGAUGUAGGUGGAGGAUAUUUCUUGCCAAGACUUUCAGGAAAGAUUGGCUAUUACCUUGCACUAACGGGAUUUAGGCUAAAAGGAAGAGAUGUGCAAAAAGCAGGCAUCGCCACACAUUUUGUGGAAUCAGAAAAGCUACCUGCCUUAGAGGAAGACUUGAUUGCACUUAAAUCUCCUUCAACAGAAAGUAUUGCAGACUUAUUGAACUCUUACCAUGUGAAGAGCAAAAUUGAUCAGGAAAAGGAGUUUGUACUUGAUGAACAUAUGGAGAAAAUUAACAGUCUUUUUUCAGCAAAUAACAUGGAAGAAAUAGUUAAAAAAUUGAAGCAAGAUGGUUCUGCUUUUGCCAUUAAGCAGCUAGAGACUAUUAAUAAGAUGUCACCUACGUCCUUAAAGAUGACUCUCAGGCAGCUCAGAGAAGGAGCUUCCCUGAGCUUGCAGGAUGUCCUGACGAUGGAGUACAGACUGAGCCAAGCCUGCAUGAGAGGCCAUGACUUCUAUGAAGGUGUUCGAGCAGUACUGAUUGACAAAGACCAGUCCCCAAGAUGGAAGCCAGCUGCUUUAGAAGAAGUCAGCGAUGAAUUCGUGGACGAUUGCUUUAAGCCGUUGGGAACCAACGAUCUCAAGCUUGGUGAAGAAGUAACUGUCCCAGAACUCCCUCUGAGCGCCGAGCAGAGCGUUCACUGCUGCCGUUAGCGAUUCUCCGACGAUUUGAAGGUCGAAGUGAACCUAGCCCCUAGCACUGCACCCGCUGGGGUGCAGCUGCACUGACGAGCCUGGUUGCACUUUUGCUUGUAUCCACGAACAUCCUGAAUCGGAAGUUUCCCUUUCUGCAGGGUGGAAAGUCUGUGAAAAGGAGGGGGAGCACAGCAAUGGGUACUGACGAUACAGGGCAAAGCAUGAGCUGUCUGCUGCUCUGCAGAGCCUCUAGUCCUUUAUGCAGCGUAUCCUAACAAACGUACGUGUUGGGUAAACCGGCGAGAUUCAGAUGGAUACUCAAGCCCUACAGUUGUUGUGCUGUAACUCUUCUCUGUUCCUGUUUCCCAUUCAGGUUUUACUAAGCCGUUUGCUUGUUAGCUGUACACUGGGUGCCAAAGAAAUAAUUUCGGCCAUUACAAAUAUGAUAUCUUCUAUAUUACAACACAUUUGUAUAUAUUACAAUAUAUACAAGAAUCCCUCCUUCUUCUUGCUUCCCAACUGAUAGGGAGACUCAGCCAUUUAACACUGGUUCUGUAAGAAAUGUAAACUUCCUUGUUUCUUUAGUAUUCAUAUGUUUUAGAAUCUUAAACAAUGGCUAUUCUCAAUCUAUGUAGAAAAAAAAAUCUGUUUAUUCCAUUUUUUUUUUUGUGCAAAAAAAAUGAAUAAUCUUCAGCUACUGCAUUUAACUGAAGAACAUAACAAUCCGCUGGGAACUGUUUGCCUUCUCUGCUUGAAAAGGACCCAUCCUCUUUUAGCAGGAGCAUACGGCUGAAUUAACAAACCUUGAUUUGCAUGUUCGCUUGCUUCCAAAAUUAUGUGGAGGGGAUUUUAUUCUGAGGUCAUGGUAACAAGGUCCUGUCCAACAUGUGAUUUUCUUUGUCAAAUAAAGGGCUUAACAAGCAGA
This is a messenger RNA of Rhea pennata, 2154 nucleotides long. It is a transcript of the gene HIBCH, whose product is annotated as 3-hydroxyisobutyryl-CoA hydrolase. Gene Ontology annotation, molecular function: 3-hydroxyisobutyryl-CoA hydrolase activity. NCBI's taxonomy places the organism in Eukaryota, Metazoa, Chordata, Aves, Rheiformes, Rheidae. The transcript is spliced from 15 exons. The coding region runs from base 27 to 1247 and encodes 406 amino acids. Gene Ontology annotation, biological process: L-valine catabolic process. The record is from RefSeq and is a predicted model, not a curated record. Gene Ontology annotation, cellular component: mitochondrion.